AUGUCGCCUAGUAGAAGCAGAUAUACGGGCUCAUACCCAUACGCUUGCUCUAUGGUCUAUGACCUGCGGAAUUAUACUGACGAAACCAUGUGGGGCCCGUUUCUUGAUCAACAGGCAACGGUGGACUGGGAAAAGAUGGAGGCGGUGAUGAUAGUGCUCCAAUAUCAUCUUCACGGGCAUAACAAUUAUGUGAUGCAACCCCCUUGGCUAGGUGCUUCAGUCGAUAGUUUCAAGUCAGUCCUACUUCCGAAAAUAGGCACUGCUUCUUUGCCGUCUAACCCCGAUGAUCCGUACGAUGUUACUGGUUCUUGGAUACGCGUCGUGUGCUUCUUAGAUUACCAAGAAUUAUCCCAUUACAACUUCGGACACGAUGAUAUCCUACCAGAGGAGCCCCGUGGGUCUCUAUAUAAACCCCAAUCAAUUCGUCUUAUCAUGAUGAAAUUGCAAGUUACGAAGAUUGAAGAGGCUGAUUCGGGGGAUGGCCAAGUCGCCCCCGUAGUCUACUUUGAAGGGACUUCUAGAUCUCUCCAUAUUCCACAGAACGCGAAUGCGAACUCCAAUAUUCGGGGAUCGGUGAGGCAGACAUCGGAAGGCGAGAUUAGGUGGACCACGUAUUCGAUUUAUAAUGGGGAAGAGAGAUGGAAGAGUGAAGGCAUUCAAGUAGGCGGUCCUCGCUCUUCUGGUAGUGUUAUGGGUCAUUGGUUUGAUAGGGAUAUGGAUCCUCACGGCCCCGUUGGCCCAACCAUGUUUUGGAAGGUUAGUAACAACAUUAAUGACUUACCGGGUGACGAAUUGGUUGUCAGGAUGGGGGCAUGGACCGCGGAUUACGAGAGCGAGGGCGAGUGGGAGGAGAAUGGGGAGGAUGAUGAAGGUGGGCUUGUUAUUUAUACGUAG
Messenger RNA from Venustampulla echinocandica, 894 nucleotides. RefSeq lists its product as uncharacterized. The transcript is spliced from 5 exons. The coding region runs from base 1 to 894 and encodes 297 amino acids. The record is from RefSeq and is a predicted model, not a curated record. NCBI's taxonomy places the organism in Eukaryota, Fungi, Ascomycota, Leotiomycetes, Helotiales, Pleuroascaceae.